AUGGAUGGAUCAUGUCCACUUCUCCUUCCAUCCUUUGGGGAAAAGGACAGUUCUGAAAGAGAAACUGCAUAUUCAUCCCAAAAAGUUGGUCUAUAUAGACCAACAUCAGAUGCAAUUGACUUAGGAUAUCAUACUUUAGAUAACAAUGCCUGUCGUUCAACAUCUUCAUCAGCUGUUAUAUCAGUUCCAAUUAGACAACAAAUUUUAUUACAACAAAAGUGCAUUUAUGUCACUGAUUUAUGUCAGCUGGAUGAUGGUUUACUGUUAAAGAUAUUCAGUUGGCUGGGUACCAGAGAUCUCUGUUCUGUUGCUCAAACUUGCAGGCGUCUUUGGGAAAUAGCGUGGCAUCCAUCUCUUUGGAAAGAAGUAGAAAUACGUUAUCCCCAAAAUGCAACAGCUGCAUUAAAUGCCCUAACCAGACGAGGAUGUCACACAUAUAUUCGUCGUCUCAUACUCGAAGGUGCUGUUGGUUUAGCUGGGAUUUUUGCCCAGUUACCAUUUUUAAGUUUAACUUCAUUAGUUUUACGACAUUCCCGACGUGUUACAGACACAAAUGUGACAGCUAUAUUAGAUAAUUGCAUACAUCUGAAGGAAUUGGACUUAACAGGAUGUAUUGGCAUAACAAGAGCAUGUAGCCGAAUAACAACAUUACAGUUACAAUCAUUAGAUCUCAGUGAUUGUCAUGGUGUGGAAGAUUCUGGCUUAGUAUUGACACUUUCUCGCAUGCCACAUCUUGCUUGUUUAUACUUACGACGAUGUGCACGUAUAACUGAUGCCAGUCUUAUAGCAAUUGCUUCCUAUUGUGGCAGUUUACGACAAUUGUCUGUUUCUGAUUGUGUAAAGAUCACAGAUUUUGGAGUACGCGAAUUGGCAGCACGUCUUGGUCCAUCUCUGCGAUACUUUUCAGUAGGAAAGUGUGAUCGUGUAUCAGAUGCUGGUCUUUUGGUUGUUGCUAGGCACUGUUACAAAUUGAGAUACUUAAAUGCUCGUGGCUGUGAAGCACUUAGUGACAGUGCUACGUUAGCUUUGGCACGCGGAUGUCCACGUCUAAGAGCUCUUGAUAUAGGAAAAUGUGAUAUUGGUGAUGCAACUCUUGAAGCCCUAUCUACUGGCUGUCCAAAUUUAAAAAAAUUAUCCUUAUGCGGUUGUGAACGCGUCACAGAUGCUGGAUUAGAAGCAUUAGCAUAUUAUGUACGAGGAUUGAGGCAGCUCAACAUUGGUGAAUGUCCUAGGGUUACAUGGGUUGGAUACCGAGCAGUGAAACGUUAUUGCCGUAGAUGCAUCAUAGAACACACAAAUCCUGGUUUCUCAAGUUGAGUCUUCUA
Habropoda laboriosa is the source of this 1325-nucleotide messenger RNA. RefSeq names its product F-box/LRR-repeat protein 7 (gene Fbxl7). The record is from RefSeq and is a predicted model, not a curated record. Gene Ontology annotation, cellular component: SCF ubiquitin ligase complex. NCBI's taxonomy places the organism in Eukaryota, Metazoa, Arthropoda, Insecta, Hymenoptera, Apidae. The transcript has a single exon. Gene Ontology annotation, biological process: SCF-dependent proteasomal ubiquitin-dependent protein catabolic process. The coding region runs from base 1 to 1317 and encodes 438 amino acids. Gene Ontology annotation, molecular function: protein binding.